Molecule: messenger RNA, 681 nt
Organism: Ipomoea nil (Japanese morning glory)
Lineage: Eukaryota; Viridiplantae; Streptophyta; Magnoliopsida; Solanales; Convolvulaceae
Exons: 1
Coding region: 1-681 (226 amino acids)
Molecular function (GO): RNA-DNA hybrid ribonuclease activity; nucleic acid binding
Source: RefSeq, a predicted model, not a curated record
AUGGAGGCUAAUCUACGCAGUACGCCUAAUUAUGCUCUAAAUGCAGUUGCAGGCCUUUGGGUUAUUUGGCUUGCAAGGAAUGAGAUGGUUUGGAAUGGCAAUGCUUGGCCACUUUCGAAACUGCUGAAGGAUAUUAAUGAAUUGGUGAAGCUCUGGACAGACACGUAUGUGAACUCAGACUCACACAGGAGUCCCCGGCCUUCAUGCUCUACCCACAUUCUGCACCGACAGCCGAGGUCCAUCUUACGUUGCAACGUCGACGCGGCAUUGAAGGGGGAGGACGUAGGAUACGGAGCAGUUAUCUGUGCCCACACCGGUCAAUUUGUCGCUGCCCGCAGUGGUAAACUCUCUUGUGCACCAAUUCCUUAUUUGGCGGAGACGAUGGCGGUGAAAGAAGCUCUCUCAUGGCUCAAGAGUAGAUCCAUCCGGGAAGUCAUCAUCGAAACAGAUUGUCAAGCUUUUUGUAUUAGUUACAAUUCUGGACUUCUAGAUUUAUCGUAUGUUGGUUUAGUUGUAAAGCAAUGUCAAUCCAUUGCUAGGGACGUUGGGAACGUUCAGGUUCGCCAUGUCCGUAAGUCAGGGAACCAUGUGGCUCACGCGCUGGCGAGGGCGACUGUUUCGUUAUCUGUCCUUGGUGUGUGGGAUGACCACCCGCCUUCUUGUAUCGCGCAUUUGAUUUAA